Molecule: messenger RNA, 1317 nt
Organism: Symbiodinium natans
Lineage: Eukaryota; Dinophyceae; Suessiales; Symbiodiniaceae
Source: the annotation of a GenBank genome assembly
AUGCCGUUUGUAAAAGCUUUCACGGCUGCCCCAAAUGGCGGUUGCCUGGCCGAGAAGUGCCAAUCAUUUGCUGAGGCUCGCAACCUCUCGCACAUCGACGGAGUCCUUCUGACACGUUGGCUGAGCUCGAGCAACAUACAAAAGUUGAACAGGACCGCUUUGACCGUGAUGACGCACGAAGUCGCUGGCUGGAUUGCAUGGUGUGUGGAGACUACCUUGUAUUCGGGCCGAACCAUUCUGGGGAAGGUCUUAUUCUGGAAGCGGGAGGCUGGCCGUUUUGUGGUGCGCAUGGGGGCGCACGCUCAGAAGGGCUGGAUGGAGGCGACGAUGGUUGCCGGUGCAGGUGUUUCCUUCCUUGUGCUCGUGGCCCUGCUUGGCAUGUGUCUCGUCACCUGCUGCACGGCCCUUUUCAGCGAUGAGGAGCCAGACGUCGCCGCGGCUGCAGCCAAGGCAGUUCUCACAAUCUGCACUCCAUCCAACGACAGUCCGUUAGUGUUUGCGGGGCUUAUACAUCUUUCUGGUGCUGUGGCCGCGAUGCCGCGGCGUGUCUGCAUGGGCCCCAGUCUCAGCAACGAAACGCACCUGAAAGCGCAGGGCAUGAUGCUUGGUGAAGCUUUGGCUCUGCGUCGUCCCAUCCUCCGCGCUUCCCACGCCAUGCCACGUUCGAGCCGCAGUCUCGUUUGCCUGGCCCUGGUAGCUGCAGGAUACGUGUCUACCCGGCUCGCGACCUUCGUGGCCACCCCAGCACCCUCCGUCCCGAAAGCUCCUCGCACGCAGCUGACGCAGCUCCAGGCGCGAGGCGGCGGCGAGUACGAUGUCAGUGAUGCAGACAUUCAGGCCUUCUACUCCUCUUUGCUGACAGGCAGCGGAGGCGACCCUCCGAAAGGCACUGUGCUGUCCGAGCUGGUAGUCAAGUUCUUUCACGGCGAGUUCUUGCCUCAGGGCUUCAAGCGCUACUCUGGACUGUGGAAGGGCCCUCCCCCAGGAACCAUCGGCAAGAAGGACAUCGCCGUGGGCGUCAUGGGUCUCAAAGCGCAGAUGGCGAAUCCCAUGUUCGUGACCAAGGGUGGCGUUGGCUACGGCGUGGAUGAGACGCAAAAGGUGGCAGAUGAUGGCAAGGGAUGGGUGUGGCUGGCAGCUGAGAUGAGCCCGGGUGGCCUGGCCUUGGAGCUCUUCCAGUCCGUUCCCUAUGGCAAGCGUGCCCUCCUGGUGGCGAAGCAAAACAAUGUCGACGAGCUUUUCAACUCAGUAAAUUGGGAUGUUGCGCUGGCCAACGUUGAGAAAACCUUCGGUGGGCCUCAGAUCAAGCAGCGCUGA